AUGUCAUCACCGUCGGGAUCCUCCAACAGCGGCAAACGCAAGAGAAACACUGCCAACGCUGCCGACACCACAAGCCUCGCCGAUGGCGCUCUGCAGACGUCGUCGCGAGACGCCUCGGGCGAGGAGGGCGACACCACCGCACCAGAGUCCACCCGCCAGACCAGAAGGACCUCGAAUGGCACGAGCUUGAACCCUGCUAAGAGACAGCGAGCCAGUGCAGACCGGGUCCCCGAGAAUGGCGACAACGUCCUCGACCCAGGUGAGCCCAGCGACACCACCGAGGCCAGCGUCGACAUUGCUGAGAGAGUCGGACGGAAAGGACGCAAGAGCGCGUCCAAGGAAGUCGAGGAGGAGAAGAAGGCCACCAUGCCCCCGCCCCCGAUUGGCAAGCUCACGCACCCCGUGGGCUACAAGACGAACCCCCCGCCAGUUGGCCGCCCGGUGAGGGUGUAUGCGGACGGCGUCUUUGACCUGUUCCAUCUCGGACACAUGCGCCAGCUUGAGCAGGCGAAAAAGGCCUUCCCCGACACGACCCUCGUCGUGGGCGUCACCGGCGACAAAGAAACCCACAUGCGCAAGGGGCUGACCGUUAUGUCUGCCAAGGAGCGCGCAGAGUCGGUGCGACACUGCAAGUGGGUGGAUGAGGUCAUUGAAGACUGCCCUUGGAUCGUCACCCCCGAGUUCCUUGAGGAGCACCGCCUCGACUAUGUUGCGCACGACGACAUUCCGUAUGGCGCGGACGAGGGAGACGACAUCUAUCAACCCAUAAAGCAAGCUGGCAAGUUCCUCGUGACCCAGCGCACCGAGGGCGUCAGCACGACUGGCAUCAUUACGAGGAUCGUGCGUGACUAUGAAAAGUACAUCAGUCGCCAGUUUAAGCGCGGCACUUCCCGCCAGGAGCUCAACGUCAGCUGGCUCAAGAAGAACGAGAUCGACCUGAAGCGUCACGUGCAGGACCUCCGCGAGAACAUCACCAACAACUGGACCACGACCGGCCAGGAGCUCAGCCGGGAGCUGAGGCAGUUCUGGCCCACGAGCCGGCCACAAAGCCCAGCCCGGUUCAACAGCUCAGACAACGUGCGGUCUCCUACCGCCCCUGGAGGGUCAGGGAACUCGAAAGAGUUCAUCACCGGCUACGCGCUCGGGCUAGUUGGUGGUGUGCGAUCAUGGGUUCGUUAA
Messenger RNA from Trichoderma citrinoviride, 1179 nucleotides. RefSeq lists its product as hypothetical. The record is from RefSeq and is a predicted model, not a curated record. The transcript has 3 exons. Gene Ontology annotation, molecular function: choline-phosphate cytidylyltransferase activity; phosphatidylcholine binding. Gene Ontology annotation, cellular component: nuclear envelope. Gene Ontology annotation, biological process: CDP-choline pathway. Bases 1 to 1179 code for a protein of 392 amino acids. NCBI's taxonomy places the organism in Eukaryota, Fungi, Ascomycota, Sordariomycetes, Hypocreales, Hypocreaceae.